Molecule: messenger RNA, 1056 nt
Organism: Talaromyces rugulosus
Lineage: Eukaryota; Fungi; Ascomycota; Eurotiomycetes; Eurotiales; Trichocomaceae
Exons: 2
Coding region: 1-1056 (351 amino acids)
Biological process (GO): peptidyl-threonine phosphorylation; peptidyl-serine phosphorylation
Molecular function (GO): ATP binding; protein serine/threonine kinase activity
Source: RefSeq, a predicted model, not a curated record
AUGGAUAUUCAGCGCCAGAAAUUCCCAAACGUGCACUGGAUCUGUUGGGGAGGGAUCUCCUUCACUUACGAGGUCCACCCUCGCAUCGUGGUCAAGGCCCCAAGAUCUGGGGAAUUUGAGGGAGACCAAUUCAGAAAAGAGCUCGAGAUACAUCAAAUAUUCUCGGAAAGUCCACCUUGCCCGUUUAUUGUGCAAUGUAUUCAUGUUUCCGAGAAGGGUAUCUUCCUUGAGUAUAUGAGAGAUAAAACGCUCAAUCAAAGAAUGCAAGGCAAUCAUAUAAUGGACCGUAAAACCAUGAUUGUUACAAAAGUAGAAAAACUUGAACCUCUGCCUUUACGAAAAGAAUGGAUGAACGACCUCGCUCAGGCUAUUGCGUUCUUGGAAUCGCUGGGUCUUGCUCACGGCGAUCUACGACCUGAUAAUAUCCUUAUUGAUCGCGACCGAUUAAAGCUUUCUGACUUUGAUUGUACGGCAAAUUUUGGAUCAUACCACGAAGCAUGCACACCUCCGUAUGGUAGAUUGCUCAAUGAAACGGAAGCGGAGGAAGGAGCACGUGGGACUUCUGGCUCUUUGGGUCCUCGGACAGAGCAGUUUGCCCUUGGUUCCAUAUACUACUAUAUAAAUUAUGGGUUUGAGGUUUAUGGAGACCGAUGUCUGACUGAGGACCCUCGUGAACAUGGUCCCAAGGCAGUGGAUUUGCUAAUUAACAUGGAGUUUCCGACAUUGAAUGGGAAUUCACGAAUUGACGAUAUCAUCUACAAAUGCUGGCAUAACAAAUAUGCCACAAUUUCAGGUUUGGCCGCGGAUACAAAAGCGCUUUUGGAUGAAGAACCCUGCACCGGAAGCAACGGAGAGGGAAAUAGCACGGAAGAAAACAACAGGGAAGAAAAGACAGAGAUAGAAGACCCCUCUGGAGACGGAUUCGAGGGAUUUCCUUCAAAAAAGGAAUUCUGCCAAGACCUGGAGAAACGUGGACUUGUCGACCUACUUUGCUCAGGUGAGCCCAAGGACAUUGGAUUCAAAUUUGAGUGGUAUAGACAUAGUCUUGGAGGUUAG